Psylliodes chrysocephalus is the source of this 3488-nucleotide messenger RNA. The record is from the annotation of a GenBank genome assembly. NCBI's taxonomy places the organism in Eukaryota, Metazoa, Arthropoda, Insecta, Coleoptera, Chrysomelidae.
CUUGUUUGCCAAUAAGAAGACUUCAUUUUCUGGUUAAUCCAAGGUCUUAGUAUGGUUAUAUUGACCUUUUGACGCUUGACAGUUCGAACUUCUCUUUUUAAUCCAUGUAAAUCUCAGUCCGUUUCAUUUAUAAACAAACACAGAAGACAGUGACAGAUGUUGAAAUAGUUGCAUCGACAUGGUCGGGUGCAGCAAGUGAUGAAGUUUGUUUGGCGGGUUUUCUGGAAUAAAAGGAAUGUAUAAAAAGGGACUAAAAAUUUUCCAUAGUGUGUUUUGUGUGUGUUUUUUAUUCAAGUAUGGAAAAUUCGUCGUCUGGUGUUUAUAAGAACAGUGAGGAUUUUAUAGCAACCAGAAAUUUACUUUUAAGUAUGGACUAUGAUAGUGGAUAUAUUUCACAUAAAUCUGAAUCAAAUUUAGAUUCGUCUUCGGAAAAUGCUGAAAAUGUAUUGCCGUUAUCUUCAGAGCCGAUUUAUUUCAGUGAAGACGCUUUGCUAGAGACACCUGAAUGCUGUAAGUACCCAACUAUUAGCUUAGAGAUUCAACGAGAAAAUUUUGAAGAAACUAGAAUAAUGUUCAAUUCUCCAAUUCUUAGUAACUGUACUACACACGUAUCUGGAUCUAAUGAAUCCGUUCGCAGUCAAGAAUUAAAUUACAGCGGAUUCAAUUCCGAUCAAUGUAACAUUUCUCCGGAAAUCCCAUUUUCUAAUCGAAUUGUAGUAGAUAGUACGAGUGUUGAAAACACUAAAAAUUCGAUGUACUUCUCACCAGAUCUUCAAGAUUUUAAACGAGAGGCAUUUAAAAAUAUGCAGAAUAAAAGCUCAGUUUUUGGUAACAUUACUAACACUUUAGCUACCAAUGAUCCUAUUAAAAAACUGACUUUAGUUUUAUCCAAAUCUGAAAAAGAGAAUAUUUAUAGUGUCAAACGGAAGUAUCGGAGCUUAACACCAACGUCUGAGAAAAACUUUUUAAUAAAAGAGUGUGAAAUUGAAGAAAAUAAAUAUCAGGAAUCAUUUUUUGAAGAACCGGUUCCAGUAAUAACUGAAAAUGAUUGCUUGAAAUGUGCCAAUUGCAAUGCGAAUAUCAGUGACGAUUAUACUAGUUUUGAAGAAAAUGAAAUCAGUUCUUUUAAUGAUUCUUCUGUAAAUGAACAUAUUAGUGUUAAAGUUGUCAAAACAGAAGAAAAUCAAACAGUGCCAGUGUGUUUCAAUGAAAAUCAAAUUGAUAAUUCUUCAAUAUUUAAAUCUCCUAUAUCAGGAGCUGUUGAAGAGAUAUUCAAAGGAUUUAAAGAAGAAGAAAUUACAAUAGAUCCCAUAAUUAAAACAGAAGUACAUAUAGAUGCAGCUAUCACGAGCCCAAGUGCAAAUUUGAUAGAAGAAUGUAGAGAAUUCAGCACAACAACAAACUUGGAUGAUUUUCAUACAGAAAGAGAAUACAACAAUAUAAAAACUGAAUAUAAUGAAAUACAUGUAAUAAAAGCUGUAGUUUAUGAAACUUUGCAAGAUAUACUGAAUAAUUUACAUAAUUCUGAAAUUAAGAUCAAUACAAACAAUAAUGGCGAACAAAAUUUACCUGAAAUCCAACCAAAAAAUGAACAUGUUCCUGAAAUCCAACAAAAAACUGAAAAAAUGGAUACCUCUGAAAGUACUGAAACCUCUAUUGAAUGUUCAACUGAAAAGGCCUGUUUGGUGGCACAAACUCCAGAUAAAUCUAUUGAAAAUACCAACAAUUCAGGUUUAAGUCCAGAUCUAUUUACUGAAGAUCAAAUAGAAGAACAAAUUGUUGAAGAAAUCACUCCUUCAAUGAUAUACAUCCCGAAAGAAAGAUAUAUUGUAAAAAAAGAUUAUGUUAUUCUGAAAAAAACACAAAAUAACUUGAAAGGUGUGAUUCCCCCUCGUAGCGUUACUCUGAUAAGAAUGCCCAUUAAUGAAAUGUUGAGUAAGAUUGAAAGCAAUAAAAUAUACUUUUGGAACAGUUCUACUGUAAGUGGAAGUCGAGAUGAUGCACAAUCAAAAUCUUUGCUGGUUAAUUCCUCUAUGGAAAGUUGCAAAAAGAAGGAGUUUCCAAGUGUUUUGCAACGUAGAGGUCUUGGCUUGUAUCACAAUCGCAGCAAAUAUUCUGAAGAAUUUGAAGAACUAUGCGUCAAAUACGGUCAGAGAUACGUAGGCGCCGAAACGCAAUCCUCGUGCACGGUAUUCGAAACAAACGCGACCAGUCCGACGAAACGUCGUAAUAUCAAAUCACAAUGGAGUACGAAAUCGCCUGGAAAGCGUCUCAGCCAUCUGGCGAGAAGACGAAUCACUUUUUCCAGCGCCAAUUUACAAUCUGGCAGCUCGUUUUUGGCUGGAUCAAGAGCUAGACAAAUCGUAGUCGAUGCCAAGAAAUUGGACCUAUUGAGUAGAAGAAGGAGUCCCAGGAAAUCUCCCAGGAAAACACCUAGAAAAAGUCCCAGAAUUAAAACACGUACACCUAGUAGCUCCGCAAAAAAGAAGCUGGCAAUGAGGUUUAGGAAAGUUACAGGAGAAAUAGAAAAAUCUCAAGCUAGUACGUCCUUCGAUGCAGCCACUGCGUCGGCGAAAAGAACCCUGUUCCACAGUCCAGAUGAAGAUAAAAAAUCGAACAGGUUCAUACCCAGCACUUCUGGAACUUCUUCUAUAGAUACGGACUUCAAAAAAACUACCUCAAAACGUGCCUUAUUUAUGUCUCCUAGCAAGAGCUCCCCAUUGAAAAAUUUGGGUUUCAAGCGAUCUCCCGUGAAGAGACUGGACUUUGGUAUGGAAAAGAAACGAAAGCGUACUGACAGUGAGUCUGUAGAUGGAUUCAUAACCAAAUUUCCUAGAUGCCAAUCUGAAAUUUUAAAUUCUACUGUACCGGAUGCGAGGGCGUUCAAUUCUAGGACUAGAAGUGAAUUGAAUCUGUCCCAGAAUAGGCAACUAAAGGAAUUAACUACCAAUCAUAAGAAGAAACUUCAAUUGGCUAUAUAUGAAGCUCUUCGUUCUCAAAGCGUCCUUCCUAACCAUCCACAAUUCAAGAUUUUCGCCUCAAAUUUAGGCCGACUGACUAGAAAAUUGUUCUUGAUGACUACAGCCGACUGCGUUGGUGUCACCGAAAAAAUGUUGCGCAUCGCCAGGGUCCAUGCCUUUGCCGUGGUGAAGGGGAAGUCCCCUGAAGAGAUAUAUGAAGAAUUCUUGAAGCAGAGGUCGAAGAAUUUGAAACCGCAUGGUUACGUGGCUCCUGCGGCGACUGUCGUUGCAACUAUUGUGGAGAAACCACAAUCCGAGAGGAAACUGGCACUGUUUGGGAAAGCCAGUACUAGCGAAAAUAAGAUUGAGAGAAUCCGAAAGGCCAUUAAUUUUGGGGACGAUGACAAUAGAUAGACUUAAGUUUAUUUUAUGUUUGGGGUUUUUAUUUAUUGUAUAGAGUUUGAAAUAAAGGUAUAUAAGUUUUUAUUGUUUUUAUUCUAAAUAUUAUAAGUGGCAAACAUGUUGAAG